AUGAUUAGAAGUCCCAAUCUGGACUCCUUUGUUUGUUGUGCAGUAUGUUCAAAAAUAAUCCCACCACCAUCUUCCAACGCUACUUUUGAUCGGAUUCGGGAGUAUAAGCCUUUCAGAACACGUUAUUACACUCAUAGUGAUAUACUGGAGAUUGGAGCAGACAUUCAACAAAAGCAACAUGAAAAGAAGGAAGCAGAGAUACAAGAGUACAUUGAAAAAAUGAAAGCUGAACUUUGUUCUCAGGCUGAAAUGCACAAGGAAGAUGCAGUGGAUAAAGCUAUCAAAGAGGCAGCUGCUAACCACAGUGCAUUUGUACAAGACCCUAAACAAAAACUUGGAAAGGAAUUAAAUAUAUGAACCAGUUUGGAAGAGGUGAGGAAGGCGAAGGCAGAGAUGCAGAAGUACAUGGAGGAUGUGCGGAAGAGAGACACUGAAGCUGCAGAGCAGCGCAUGGCUCACAGACUUCAGCGCGCCCUCAUGGAGUGUGCCCGGGAGAAGAUGCAAGCAGUGGCUGAAGCCAGGAAACAGGAGAGGGAGGCGGCCCUGAAGGAAGCAGCCAGGCAGCACAGAAAGCACUUCAAGCAACUCAAAGAAGAAAGUAUGUCAGCUGAGGAGGUGUAUCAUAAGAGUGUAGAGCAACUAAACAAAGGAAAAUGUCAUGAGAUUAAUAUUGCCCUGAGUAUUGCAAGAAAAGAGAAUCAGAUUGUGACUGAAAAAUAGCUCAAAGAAGCCAAGACCCUACAUCUUGAUGAGCUGGAGAAAGCAAUGGUUGCGCUGAAGGCAGCGGAAGAACGACAAAAACUGAAAAAGAUGACAGAUUGGAAGGACAGCCUGGAAACUGAAAUACAGGCAACAAGACAAACUUUUCAAAAGUAUGUUGAUGCCACAUUUCCUAACCUGUCCCCUGGACAAGCAGAUUUUAUUCUGCCAUUCAGAAAAGCAUUUGAACAGAUGGACACCCCAGAAGAAGCAGAGAACGGUGACAAGGAAUCUAAGAGACCUAGUAUUAGAAGUGUGAGAUUCACAGCCGUGGGUAAACAGAACUACAAAUAG
This is a messenger RNA of Leptosomus discolor (cuckoo roller), 1053 nucleotides long. Lineage: Eukaryota; Metazoa; Chordata; Aves; Leptosomiformes; Leptosomidae. The record is from RefSeq and is a predicted model, not a curated record.